Messenger RNA from Sodiomyces alkalinus F11, 1387 nucleotides. RefSeq lists its product as hypothetical. Lineage: Eukaryota; Fungi; Ascomycota; Sordariomycetes; Glomerellales; Plectosphaerellaceae. The record is from RefSeq and is a predicted model, not a curated record. Bases 123 to 1082 code for a protein of 319 amino acids. The transcript has a single exon.
UUCUCGUCCACUGUGUCUCGGCCGCUGUCUUCCAGCAUCAGUGAUGCUCCCCCUGCCGUCCCCUGUUCCCCGCCAACGACGCCAACGACACUCGCGCUGAUCCACUUUAUUUGUCGAUAGAGAUGGCUUCCUGCCCUCCUUUUCAGGACUAUCAGGUCGGCCAGGUUUUGACCUUAAGCGUUAUUCCCAAGCACGGCAAAAACUGCGCAGCCUCGACAAUCCGUGCACGAAUUCGGAAGCUCCAGUAUCCCCGUACGCUUUCACGCUGUAUGAUCGUGGACCUUCUGGGCGAAGAUUAUCCCGAUCAUCCGGUGUUUCUAAAGCUUUACGACAGUCGCUUCUCGGAGCAACUUCGGAGCGAUAAUGGAAUCGACCCGUGGACGAGGGAUGCGGAAAAAGAGUACAUCGACGCUGUCGAGACAGGCGCAGCGCGCCAAUUUAUUCACAAUCUCCGCACUAUCCCCGAUUUUGAGGAGGGCAUAGAGACUUGGGACGACGGCCAGCUCGAAACGUAUCUAACUAACGAAGUUCAUAAACUCUUCGACGCGGAGACUACCGCGUACGAUGCCCUUCGUGACAUCCAGGGAAAGCUGGUUCCCCGUCUCAUAGCACGCGUCCAUCUCGCCCUCUCGCUCCCGAACGUCGUCUGUAUGAGUCGCACCGACGCCGCCGAACUGCUCCAUAUUAAGGGAAUCUUGCUUCAGUAUGUCGACGGUUUUCCCCUAUCGGAGGUGCAAGAUCAUGCGCCCCAAUCCGAAUGGCAAGGCAUCGUCGAUCAAGCCGUCGCCAUCGUCCAGGCGGUCGGCGACCACGGCAUCCUUAAUACAGACGUUAGACCCGACAGCUUUAUGGUCCAGCGUGACAGGAGCGGUUGUUACCGGGUGUUCAUGAUUGACUUUGGUAUGACUCGCCUGCGAGGCUGGAACGAGUCGGACCGCGAUUGGGGCAAAGCCAAGCUGUACAGGGACGAGGAGGGAGCGGUCGGAUUCGUGAUGAAGAAGCGGCUUGCCAGAGAAGGCUUUGAGCUCCGAUAUGAGUAUGUGGACAGGUAUAGGGAAUGGGCUAGUGAUGAUGAGGAAUGAGCGGAUCUGUCCGCUCAGAAUAGAGUGAACCAUCGGACUCGAGGCCGAAUGUCGAGGCUGCCAAUCAACGACGAGUCGACGACGACUCUUCUUCGCUGGCCCUAGUGCACCUAAUACGUAGUAAUUCUAGUCAAGACAUCAUCUUUUUAAUUUGUGCCAUCUCGUCUUGUGAUCGUUGCGAAUCGUAGGGCAAGCUGGAUCGAAUAGCUAGCUCUCCAACUUUCGCCAGAUAAUCUCAGGCUACGAUUAAUGCAGUAGGACAUAGGUGGCUGGCUCUCUCGUGCAAGGUAUGAGAUGGAAGGGUG